Metopolophium dirhodum (rose-grain aphid) is the source of this 1249-nucleotide messenger RNA. RefSeq lists its product as uncharacterized. The coding region runs from base 423 to 1244 and encodes 273 amino acids. The transcript has a single exon. The record is from RefSeq and is a predicted model, not a curated record. NCBI's taxonomy places the organism in Eukaryota, Metazoa, Arthropoda, Insecta, Hemiptera, Aphididae.
CCUACGCUCUCGCUCUCUGCCACCGACUCUCAUCUUUCUCGUAAUAUACCCCGUAACAAGUUCAUCGUGACCGACCGCCACUUUUCUUGUCGCACUCGACUCAACGUCGCGACGUACUGUAAAUCUCGACCGACCUCUCAUCAAAAUAAAAAGUAAUUUAUUCCAAAUCAAACGUUUGUCGUUUUUUCUUAGAGUUAAGUUCGUCGUGGUUACGCAAGUAGCGACGACGUUGGAGGUUCUCUACUGAUAAUACGAGAACUUCCACAUUGGUGACCUCACAAGUCGUAACACGCGCUAAUAGCCACCCGUCUUAGCCGUCCCGAACGCGCACCAAGUACAAUCAGACUCGCGUGGCCGUAUCGCCGUGACCGCGGACACUAGUCCUGAUCCUCCGCCCCGCGUAUCACCUUGGAUCGCUCGCCAUGGCCAACGAGCAGCAACAAUCGGACCACAACUUGCAAAUUGCCAACCCGCCCGUCAGUAACACGACCGCUUCACCCGCGAUUGACGUGGUCGCCAAUUUUCGACUCUUGACAUUUUGGAACCAGUCGCCCACGUUCUGGUUCAAUCAUGCUGAAGCUAUGUUCGCGGCACAACGCAUUACAUCUAACGCGUCGAAAGUGCAUUAUGUCGUUGGAGCACUAGACCAGGCGACAAUUCGAACCGUCGGCGACCUGCCCGGAAUUUCGGCGUCGUAUGAGGCAAUACGCACGCGCCUCACCGAAGCAUUCGCAACGUCAAACGCUGCCAAGUACCGGGAACUGGUCCGACCGGGAGGUUUAGGCGACCGACGACCGUCACAACUGCUCCGCGACAUGCGCGGCAACCUGCCGCUUGGCAUAGGUGAAGAGGCGCUGAAGGAAUUCUGGAUGCAGAGACUGCCGUCAAGCAUCAGAGUCGUCCUCAUCAGUCUCGACGCCUCGCUUGACUCAAUAUCCGCACGUGCGGAUCUCAUCAUGGACGCGUCCAACCCUUUAGACGUCGACGCGGUCAGCAGAGAGGCUGACACGGAUCUCACCGGAACUGUUGCGGCACUGGCUAAGCAGGUGCAGGCGUUGACACAGCUGAUCAGCUCGUCUGCAGAGCCGCAGCAACGACACUCAUCACCGACUGACGUAGGACAACUACCGUCGUCACAGAGGUGCUUCUAUCACGAAACGUACGGCGCCAAGGCUCGAAAGUGCCGUCCGCCGUGUAAUUUCCGUCCACGGGACAACAGCGACUCUGCUCCGGCGGAAAACUAAACGGC